UUCAAUUCUCAUUUUUAUAUUAUAUUUCUAAUUUCUAUUUCAAUUUUCAAAUUUUCAAUUCAAAAUAAAAAGCUCACAGACUAAUAUAAUCCGCAGAAAACGCUUUUUAAUUUUAUUUGAAGAAAUUCUAAAUACAGAAAUGCGGUGCUGUGUGCCCUUCUGCAAGACCACUGCGGAGGUCGUCUCCGAAUCCGAGGAGAUUACGUUUCACGAGUUCCCCAGAGAAGUGCAUCUGCGUGCCGCUUGGCUCAGUGCCCUCGGCAAACAAGACACUCCUCUGCCAGAGCCCGCUGUGGUCUGUUCGCAGCACUUUCUAAGUGAUGAUAUUUAUGAAACAGAAAGUGGCUCAAGGCAGAUUCGUACUGGUGCUGUCCCCUCAACAGUGCUGGUCUGCAUGAUAUGCCUGGACACUCGCAGCAAGCUGUUUUUGAUGAGUAAAUACAAGUUGGACGAAGCAUAUGAACAUUUGGUGGGACAGCCUUUGUGUGGUCAAGGAAAGCUCAGACAAACGCUUUGUGUGCAAUGUGCCCAGAGACUGGUGAACUUUAGCACAUUCAGAGACAAGAGCUUGAGAACGCGCUCCCUGAUGAUGGAGCUACUUGACAGACAUGAAGUGGUGACAAUACGACAUGUGAAACUGAUAAGCCGCGUAAAGCACCAACUACAGUCUGACAUCGUCUCGGCCGUGUCGGAGCCGGACUACUGCGAUUUGUACAUAGCACACUCCGACGCGGACGGACGGACAGACCUACACGCAACUGGUGAGGCAGUUGCGGUGAAACGGGAAAUUGAAGACUGUGAAGAUGAUGAAGACGAGUCAGCCGCGGCCGAAGCAGCGACCGAAACACAGGCUCCCGCCGCGCACACUAAGGUGGAGUCGUCGGGAGACUGCGAUCAAGCUUUGGUACUCGCGACCAAUCACGCAGACGAAGAACAUCCGCCUGAUACAGACGACGAGGACAUACUCGGUACACCGGUAGGGGACUAUACUGACCAGAUACAGUACAUCUGUGAUAUUUGCCAAAAGAUAUUUCGACGAAAAAGUUCCUUAGGCACCCACAUUAGGGCGCACACUUUCUCAUGUAAGUUGGGAGAGCGCAAGUCGAGUCAAACUUGUACGUCAUCGAGCCCCAGGAGGACUCACACUGGCGAAAAGCCUUUCGCUUGUAAGUUAUGUAAAUACAAAUGUGCACGAAGUAGUCAUUUAGUAAGGCACAUGAGGACUCACACUGGCGAAAAGCCUUUCGCUUGUAAGUUAUGUAAAUACAAAUGUUCAAAAAGCGGUAGUUUAGUGAAGCACAUGAGGACUCACACUGGCGAAAAACCUUUUGCUUGUAAGUUAUGUAAAUACAAAUGUACAGCAAGCAAUCAUUUAGUGGUUCACAUGAGGACUCACACUGGCGAAAAGCCUUUCGCUUGUAAGUUAUGUAAAUACAAAUGUACAGCAAGCAAUUCUUUAGUGGUUCACAUGAGGACUCACACUGGCGAAAAGCCUUUCGCUUGUAAGUUAUCAGAUAAACAAUAUGAUUAUGAUUAUGAAGUAUAA
Messenger RNA from Maniola jurtina (meadow brown), 1546 nucleotides. RefSeq names its product zinc finger protein 774-like. Gene Ontology annotation, cellular component: nucleus. Gene Ontology annotation, molecular function: zinc ion binding. NCBI's taxonomy places the organism in Eukaryota, Metazoa, Arthropoda, Insecta, Lepidoptera, Nymphalidae. The record is from RefSeq and is a predicted model, not a curated record. The transcript has 12 exons. Bases 140 to 1546 code for a protein of 468 amino acids.